Arabidopsis thaliana (thale cress) is the source of this 4064-nucleotide messenger RNA. Its product is annotated as Leucine-rich repeat transmembrane protein kinase. The record is from RefSeq and is marked reviewed. Gene Ontology annotation, molecular function: ATP binding; protein serine/threonine kinase activity; protein serine kinase activity. Gene Ontology annotation, cellular component: membrane. Lineage: Eukaryota; Viridiplantae; Streptophyta; Magnoliopsida; Brassicales; Brassicaceae. Bases 314 to 3358 code for a protein of 1014 amino acids. The transcript is spliced from 24 exons.
UGGGGAUAUAAUUUCUGAAGGGUCUCUGUCAAACCUUAAGAAAAGAUAUUUAAAAGUAGCACUGGGUCCUGAUAUAAUAUACAUAAUGUUUACAUUACAGUAUUACACACACACAUAUUAGAAUGGGCUGAAGACCAAAAUAGUUAAGAGAACAUGACAAAGUACAGCAAACCUUAUUAAAUCCUGACGACUAAAGUGGUCAAUAAGCUCUAGCUUCUCAUCCAUCACCACUUCCUAAAUGUUUCUCUCUCUAUAUCUCUUGCAAGCUUUCUCGCAGAAGUGAUACCAUAUUUUAUUAUUUUGUAUAGAAAAAAUGAUAUAUUUACAUCGCAUAUAUUUCAUCAUCGUCCUCUUCACACUAAUUUUCCAUGGGCGUCUUGGUUUUUCCGACAACAAUAAACUUCACGAGGCCGAAGUGAGGGCAUUAAAGGAGAUAGGGAAGAAGCUAGGGAAGAAAGAUUGGGACUUCAACAAAGAUCCAUGUAGUGGUGAAGGCACUUGGAUUGUAACAACUUACACAACCAAAGGGUUUGAGAGUAAUAUCACUUGUGAUUGCUCCUUUCUUCCUCAAAACUCUUCUUGCCACGUCAUUAGAAUAGCUCUGAAGUCGCAGAACUUAACAGGCAUUGUCCCUCCAGAAUUCUCUAAGCUUCGUCACCUUAAAGUUUUAGACCUAAGCCGUAACUCUCUGACUGGUUCCAUUCCAAAGGAAUGGGCUUCUAUGCGCUUGGAAGAUUUAUCUUUCAUGGGGAACCGAUUGUCUGGUCCGUUUCCGAAAGUCCUGACCCGCCUUACAAUGCUCAGAAACUUGAGCCUAGAAGGAAAUCAGUUUUCAGGACCAAUCCCUCCUGAUAUUGGACAGUUGGUUCAUUUGGAGAAACUUCAUCUCCCUUCAAAUGCUUUCACUGGUCCAUUGACUGAAAAACUUGGAUUGCUCAAGAACCUGACUGAUAUGAGGAUAAGUGAUAAUAAUUUCACUGGACCAAUACCAGAUUUCAUCAGCAAUUGGACAAGAAUACUGAAACUGCAGAUGCAUGGUUGCGGUUUGGAUGGUCCGAUACCUUCCAGUAUUUCUAGCUUAACAAGCUUGACCGACCUGAGAAUUAGCGACUUAGGAGGCAAACCGUCUUCCUUCCCCCCACUGAAGAAUUUGGAAUCUAUCAAGACGCUGAUACUGAGAAAAUGCAAAAUAAUUGGCCCAAUUCCAAAAUAUAUUGGGGACUUGAAGAAGCUCAAAACACUUGACCUCAGUUUUAAUCUCCUAAGUGGUGAGAUUCCUUCAUCGUUUGAAAAUAUGAAGAAAGCCGAUUUCAUUUAUUUGACAGGAAACAAAUUGACAGGAGGGGUUCCAAACUACUUUGUCGAAAGAAAUAAAAAUGUAGAUGUUUCUUUUAAUAACUUCACCGAUGAAAGUUCAAUUCCUAGCCAUGACUGUAACCGAGUUACUUCAAAUUUGGUGGAAAGCUUCGCCUUGGGGAACAAAUCACACAAGGGUUCAACCUGUUUUCUUCAACGCAUGCCUUGUGUUCAUCCUAAGAGAUAUCAUUUAUAUAAAUUGUACAUAAAUUGCGGAGGAGGUGAAGUAAAAGUGGAUAAAGAAAUAACAUAUCAGGCUGAUGACGAACCCAAAGGUGCUUCUAUGUACGUCCUUGGCGCUAACAAGCGCUGGGCGUUGAGCAGCACCGGGAACUUCAUGGACAAUGAUGACGAUGCUGAUGAGUAUACUGUGCAGAACACAUCCAGGUUAUCAGUUAAUGCUUCCUCUCCCAGCUUUGGACUUUAUAGGACAGCUCGAGUCUCUCCUUUAUCGUUGACUUACUACGGAAUCUGUCUUGGAAAUGGGAACUACACUGUGAAUCUCCACUUUGCUGAGAUCAUCUUUACCGAUGACAAUACAUUAUACAGUCUCGGCAAACGUUUGUUUGAUAUUUAUGUUCAGGAUCAGUUGGUGAUUAAAAACUUUAACAUUCAAGAAGCUGCUCGAGGAUCAGGUAAGCCAAUCAUUAAAUCGUUUCUGGUAAAUGUAACGGACCAUACUCUGAAGAUUGGUUUGCGAUGGGCUGGCAAAGGGACAACAGGCAUUCCGAUUAGAGGGGUAUAUGGUCCUAUGAUUUCAGCUAUAUCUGUGGAACCCAAUUUCAAACCUCCGGUAUAUUAUGACACAAAGGAUAUCAUACUAAAAGUGGGGGUACCUGUCGCUGCAGCAACACUUCUUUUGUUUAUCAUAGUGGGUGUAUUCUGGAAAAAAAGGCGUGACAAAAAUGAUAUUGACAAAGAGCUAAGGGGUCUAGAUCUUCAAACUGGAACUUUUACUCUACGGCAGAUAAAAGCAGCCACUGAUAAUUUCGAUGUAACAAGAAAGAUUGGUGAAGGUGGAUUUGGCUCUGUUUACAAGGGUGAAUUAUCUGAGGGGAAAUUAAUUGCAGUUAAACAACUGUCUGCAAAAUCGAGGCAGGGAAAUCGCGAGUUUGUAAAUGAGAUAGGAAUGAUCUCAGCUCUUCAACAUCCGAAUCUUGUGAAGCUAUAUGGAUGUUGUGUUGAAGGAAACCAAUUGAUAUUGGUGUAUGAGUACUUGGAGAACAACUGUCUAUCUCGAGCGUUAUUUGGAAAGGAUGAGAGUUCUAGACUGAAACUAGACUGGUCAACAAGGAAGAAGAUUUUUUUGGGGAUAGCCAAGGGACUGACAUUUCUCCAUGAAGAAUCUAGGAUAAAGAUUGUACACAGAGAUAUAAAGGCAAGCAAUGUGUUACUCGAUAAGGAUCUCAACGCUAAAAUUUCUGACUUUGGUUUGGCAAAGCUGAAUGAUGAUGGAAACACACACAUCAGCACUCGUAUUGCAGGAACUAUAGGUUAUAUGGCUCCUGAAUAUGCAAUGCGUGGUUACUUGACUGAAAAAGCGGAUGUUUAUAGCUUCGGCGUCGUUGCACUCGAAAUCGUUAGUGGAAAGAGUAACACAAACUUUAGGCCAACCGAGGACUUUGUUUACCUUCUUGAUUGGGCUUACGUUUUGCAAGAGAGAGGAAGCUUACUAGAGCUGGUUGAUCCAACGUUAGCCUCAGAUUACUCAGAAGAGGAAGCCAUGUUGAUGCUGAACGUGGCAUUGAUGUGCACUAACGCAUCACCGACUCUAAGGCCUACAAUGUCGCAGGUGGUGAGUCUCAUAGAGGGGAAGACAGCGAUGCAAGAGUUGCUGUCGGAUCCGAGCUUCUCAACGGUUAACCCGAAGCUUAAAGCCUUGAGGAACCAUUUUUGGCAAAACGAGCUGAGCAGAUCGCUUAGCUUCUCCACAAGCGGGCCUCGUACUGCCUCUGCUAACUCACUCGUUGAUGCAGAGGAGAAAACCGGACUUUUGGAUUAAGUUCUUAAAAUUCCAAAUUUUUAGUGAAAUUCGCGAGAGUAAUGAAGUUUUCACCAAUGAAAAGAGUUUGCUUUUAAGUGUAUAUAUAGUUGGAAGUUCUUUAGCUCAAAAUAGUGUUAUAUGAACUAAAGUGAUCUCAAAAUCAGACGAAAGACUAAUAUAUAUAUAUAAAGGCGGUAGUGUUUGCCGCAGCCGCUGCCGCUGCCGCAACCGCCAGCGGUAAUGAAACGAACAAGCUCAAAUAUAAAAAAGAUUCAGACAAAAAUAAUGCUUGGCACUAUCUCUGUUCCUCAUUUUUGUGUUCGCUACUUGCUUCUCUUUAUCUGCAGAUCAAACCUUGUUUAAACGUGAGCUAAAUCAGAUAAAAUAACUUGAAUAUAGCAUAGAUCUCUCUAGACAUAAUUAUGUGUCAAUAUACUAAGGACAUUUCGAAGGACACAAUCAAACCAACUUUGAUAAAAAGUUUGAGUCGCACAAAUGCAACAAAAGAUAUAUAUGUCCCUUGAUUAACAUCGAAGGGAAAAGAAGUAAACCAAAAUGAAAUUAGACCCUAUGAUUCCAGUUAUUUCUUGACAAGGAUUAGAUACCAAUCACUAUGUUUUUGGAACUCUAGCUAAAGCUCUAGUUCAAUUAUUCCAACUGGAAUAUGUAAUGUUUCUGUUCACGUGUGAAGUAUUUGUGAGUGUGUGUGUAAUUUACAUUUUAC